Plectropomus leopardus (leopard coralgrouper) is the source of this 4935-nucleotide messenger RNA. RefSeq names its product protein Niban 1-like. Lineage: Eukaryota; Metazoa; Chordata; Actinopteri; Perciformes; Serranidae. The record is from RefSeq and is a predicted model, not a curated record.
AGCAAAAACCUCUUGACACAUCAGAGCAGCUCAUUUAGUUGACAUACAGGUUUCCUGUGUAUACUCUGUGUGUGUACAUACACAGAACUGAAUUCAGUUUUAAUUUGAGAAGAAGGGAUUAGAGAAACACUAUGGGAGCAUCUUCCUCUGGCUUGCUGGACGAGGCUAAAAUCAGCAACAUCAAAGGACUUGUGGACAGUUCAUUCCAGCGCUUCCGUGUGUUUUACUGUCAGCAGUAUUCUGCAGCCUACAUCGGACAUUUACACCAAGAGGUGGAGCCUAAGAAAGAGGGGAGGGGCCUGUUGCUCACAAGAGGGCCUCAGUAUGCUCCAGAGGAAGUGCUGUACCAAGGGAAUGUAAAGUUCUCUUGCUGGGAUGAGCAGGGAAAGAAAUGCAGAGAGAGAUACACCAUCCUGAGACGUGACUACAAAGUGGAGAUACAUGAAAACAUGGAGUCUUUCAAUCGUGGAUGUGCAGCAAAGUUGGUCCUCCAGCCAGCAGGGGGCAGUGUGUUCACCACAGAGGAGGAGUCCAGAGCUCACUUGGAGCAGACCUGUGCAGGAAUACUCAAUGGAGUGAAGGAGGAUUCUUCUUCAGUGGUAUCGUCUCCAGCUGCCCUUGCUGUGUAUCUGCACCUGCCUUACAUGGGCCAUACAUGCUUCCUGUUCCAACAGGAAGAGGAACGAGAUAACUUUCUGUCUACCCUCAAGACUUGCAUUAGACACGGCAACCUUGACCCCUGGUGUGAUUCAUCCUAUGAGAGCCAGGCGUACAUUCGAGCCCUCCAACUCUACCGACAGGACAAAGGAUGCUAUGACUCCUGGGAAAUGCUGCUGGGCACUGAGGAACAAGUGCUGGCUUGCCAGGUGAUGGAGGAAGUGUUGCCAUGGUUACAAAGCCAACUUCAGUCUAGAGUGAAGGGCAAGAAGACUGAAAGGAUACGACAGUGGUUGGCAACAGUGCAGGCCACCUACACGCUGGUGCUGGAACAACUUACUGCAAGUCUGGAGGCUCUGAGGGAGGAAUGUCGUCAGACAGCAUCAGCCAAUCAGGCUCUAAUCAGAUCCAACCUGGACCAGAUAAUGUCCUCUCACCUCUUUCUGGAGGAGAAAAUCAGAGCAUGUAUACAUGAAGAAGCAGAGAAAGUGUGCAGUGAGUCUGUAGCACUCUACCUGUCCUCCAUCCUUGAAGCUCUGACGGAAAACAUAAGUGCAGGGAUUCAGGGGAUGCGACACAAACUGCACACACAGAUGGACUCAGCCUUCACACACACAAACGGAGGAACAGAGGACACAAAGAAGGCCUUGUCCACUCUGCGCUCCAUCAGUCUGGAUCAGAGCUAUGGGCAGGUGGAGAGCCUGACAGAGAAACUUCAAAAGUUAAAGCAGCGCUUUGGACUGAACAGCCCUCAGAGGCUGGUUAACUCUGCACACCUGGAAAUGGAGCAGCUGUUGGAUAGCACUGUGUACACCUUAGAGCUGUUCCUCCAGUCAUCAGCCAGACUACAGCCGUCUCAAAUUCCUGUCAAGAUGGAAAGAGCCAAAGAAAGAGUCCUGAAGCAGCUGGACUAUGAUAGUAGAGUUGUCCAGAGGAGGCUCUAUGAGGAAGCUCUGCUGAAGAUCACUCUGCCCGCUCUCAGCAGCAAAAUGGACAGCAAGUGGAAGAAUGAGCUGCAGCAGUUUGAGCAGUACAUUUUCUCAGACUACAGCAGUUUCAUCCUGGUUCGUAACAUCUAUGAUGAUGUACUGCAAAGCAUCCUCAGCAAGGAGAUAGAGACAGCGGUCCAGGAUGCAGCCAGUAAGAAGAGCAACAAUCUCUUAUUGGACACCUCAGACCUGGCCAUUAGUCAGUACAGUCUGCUGGGCCUGACACCACCUCGCUCUGCGCCAGACAGUCCAGCCACUUCUGCUCGAGACUCCUCAGCAGCGGCCGCUGAAGAUCCAGAACCUGCUCCUGUGGUGGAGGAAGGAGGUCAGAAAGUCCCUAAGAAUGAGCCAGAUCUUAACACUGAUGCCAAACCUGACCCUGGUGUGACUCAAAGCCGUGACCAGAGCACAGUGUCUCCGUCUCCUGUGAUUGUUGUGACCCAACAGUUCGAUGAAUCUGCAGCUGAGGAGGCUUCUUGCAUCGAGGAAACCAGAGAAGAAUUCCAGCUUGCUACUUCCGCACCUUCUAAGAUGGAGUCAGCUACAGCUGAGCCUUCCAGCACAGCCCCAACUGACUCUGAUGCAGCUGAAGUUGGUACACCAACCUCAGAUUCCACCAAUCCCAUCACAGACUCCCCCGAUCUUCUAAUGUCCAGUCUAUCCUCGCCACAGUCCACAGAUGCUCCAGCUGCAUGUGCUCAAAGUGAUCCACCUGCAACGCCAGAAAGUUCUGCAACACCUGACCUCUCAACCUCAGUUACAGUGACAGAAGACACCUCGGACCAGCAUCCCUGCCCCUCAUCGUCACCCCCACCUUGUACAGAUACUUCAGUUAAAAUCAGGCUUGGGUCACUAUGCGAGGCCAUUGGUUGCGACUCUGUGGCACCUUCUGUAAUGCAGACGAUGGAACGGCAAACCACUGACAGAGCUGUCUACUUGACAGGACAAAUAAAGGACAACUGGGAGGUGGAGAGGGUCAAAGAAGAGAAACAGUUAGAGGCAGCAGAAGAGGUGGAGGUGCGUGAGAUAGUCAAAGAGGAGAAAAAGAUAGAGGCAGCAGAAGAGGUGGAUGUGCGUGAGAGAGUCAAAGAGGAGAAACAGAUAGAGGCAGCAGAAGAGGUGGAGGUGCGUGAGAGAGUCAAAGAGGAGAAACAGAUAGAGGCAGCAGAAGAGGUGGAGGUGCGUGAGAGAGUCAAAGAGGAGAAACAGAUAGAGGCAGCAGAAGAGGUGGAGGUGCGUGAGAGAGUCAAAGAGGAGAAAAAGAUAGAGGCAGCAGAAGAGGUGGAGGUGCGUGAGAGAGUCAAAGAGGAGAAACAGAUAGAGGCAGCAGAAGAGGUGGAGGUGCGUGAGAGAGUCAAAGAGGAGAAACAGAUAGAGGCAGCAGAAAAGGUGGAGGUGCAUGAGAUAGUCAAAGAGGAGAAAAAGAUAGAGGCAGCAGAAGAGGUGGAGGUGCAUGAGACAGUCGAAGAGGUGAAGGAAGAGACACAGACAGGAGAAGAGAAAGAAGAGGAGAUAGAAAAGGAAAGAAGUGAAGAGCAAAUGAAAGGUAUAAACCAAUCAGUGGGUGAGACCGUCAAUGAAGGCUGCCGAUCGUCUGAACCCCCAGCAGAAAGCACCACUGCCCUCACCACAGAACAGAGGGAGGGUGAGGAGAGAAUAGAUGGUGAGGAGAAAGGUAGUAAGCCUGAGACUGAGAAAAGAAAAGAAGAUGAGGAGGAGGCAGAACAGAGAGGAGUUUGUGUGGAAAAUGAAGGAAAGAAAGAGAAAGACAAAGAGGAAAAGGAGGUUUUUCAAAGCACGCAGCCAGUCGAAUCACAGCCAGAGAGUACCACUGAACUGCCACUGGACAGUGUGGCUAUUAUCAGAGAACUUGUGACUGAGAUUACUGAAGUGGAAACUGUGGUCAGCCCUUGCCCCAAUGGCAGCCAUACAGAUAUGUAGUCAUUGCAAUCGACUGGAAGAUCUUCCAGCCAGAUGUCCUUUACUAUUACCUUCCUCAAAGUUUCUAAGUAAAAGGAACAUUUCUUGGAUUUAUGUGGAUGCCCAAUCAGUGUUGACGGUAUAUAUAGUCCGUAAAACAAUAUAUUCCUCGGUGUGUGCUAUGUUUGAAGAUGUGUGCCAGCAGUGCCUACAUAUACUAAGAUGCAAAUCUGAGUCCUUGGAUGACAAAAGGAUGGCCUGGCUUGCUCUGCCUUAAUGGGGGUAACUCAUAAUGAGAGGAGUGCACGUUGUUCCUUCGCUAUCCAAGGAUUCGCAAAUUUGCUACCACGACGCAUUGUGCACAAGCCAAAACACAGUGUUGGGAAUCAAAAAAACUCACUCAAUAUUCAUCUGCCCUCUCAGAUCUGCUGGUCUUGGUUGUCUUUGCCAGUUUUUCUUCAGCAUUCUGAGGGUCUUCAGCACUGAAAAAUUUUCAUGCAUAGUAACACACACACACAGGCUCUCAGAGUCAGCAUCCAACAAAAUCUGCAAACAAUGGGAUUCAUUGCAGCAUGACUCAGGUUCUGUUGGCAUUGUAGGGCAGUUUGAGCAAAGGGACCACUAGUCGAAACUCCGCUGCACUGUAAAAUGUUUCCUGGUCUGUAAUAUCCUCUGCACUCAUAUUUUGCGAUGCCAUUUUUACUGUUGGAAGUGGAGCUAGUUUGCAAUACAAGCAAAGACAACAGGGAGUUCUGUUUUUGAGUUAAAUACGAGUACAACCCCAAAUACCCAGAGACAAUAUCAAACCUCUUCUUCCAUUUUGAAAAAAUAUUGUCAAUCCACACAAACCAAAUCAAUCUGGAAUUGAACCUGAGACCUGCCAUUUCCCAAGACAAGACCCCACGGACUGAGCUACUGCUGUUCCAACCUGCAGUUCUGCCUGCCUCCAACAACAUCACCAUCAUAUCAAAUAAUAAUGCUGGAUGAAGGAAUAACAGAUUUUGCAGCUGUGAACUUCACUUUCUUGGUAAAUAUAGCAUCCACUCAGGAAUUGACAGCAUUUACUAUCAACACUGAUUGGACGUCCACAUAAAAGGUGGCGAAUUUUCCCUUUAAUUGUACAGUGAACAUUAGCGAAUGAGGAAGGAAAGUGAGAAAAAACAAAAAGAGGAGGAAGGAAGGUUAACCUUUUAUAUUAUUACUGCAUCACAUUUUUUACUACCACAUUUUGAAGUCAAAAAGCUUCUUUUUUUUUUUAAAUAAAAGCUACAAAUUAUUUUGAAUUCUGCUGUUUGCAUUGCUUUGUUUUUUCCACUUACAUUGAAAUGGGAAAAAAAGACUCAAUAAAGAUGGAAAAACUUGAUCUUAA